Molecule: messenger RNA, 1132 nt
Organism: Sapajus apella (tufted capuchin)
Lineage: Eukaryota; Metazoa; Chordata; Mammalia; Primates; Cebidae
Product: histone H3.1
Exons: 1
Coding region: 636-1046 (136 amino acids)
Cellular component (GO): nucleosome
Molecular function (GO): DNA binding; protein heterodimerization activity; structural constituent of chromatin
Source: RefSeq, a predicted model, not a curated record
AAUACCAACUGAACCUGUGAAAGAGUGCUUUCGUAGAAGAAUGUCAUAUUUUAGUGAAAUCUGUGGUUCUCUAGCUUAACAUCAGGUUUAAAAAUUGUUACUUCUGAGUUAACAGUUUUGGUGCGUUUGAAAUAAAUUAUUGUAAAACGUCUGCACACUCCAAGUUUAAAUAGACAAAUGUAAACAUGAAAUUAGCCUUUCUAAACUUAAGAGGGUUAAAAAGAAAUCACUUGGCCAAUCACAACCAGCGCGCGUCUUUUCAAAACAUUGAUCAAAAAAGACAGUUUCAGGCGCCAACAUUUAAAAAAAAUUGUCAAGAUACGUCAUCCCAGUAGCUAGAUAAAAUUUUGCGGAGGAAAAUCAAGGUACGUCUUAAAUAAAAGUGAUAAAGUUGGCACAGAGAGGAAAGGGUUGAAAACACCAGGAAUUAAAGGGAACGGAUGGAGGAAUAGUUUAUAGUUGGUCUAUAGGCACGGGAUGUUCUUUUCGGGAGUGGGAGUCUCCACCAAUCGAGCCUAAGAGGAAAGACUGCCUUGUCCAAUUUGUCCAAUCAGAACAGGACAGUCUUUAUAUAUAUGGGUACAAAAGGCUAGGCUUUCGUUUUUUCUUCAUUUAGGCGGGUUCAGAAGUUCGCAAUGGCUCGUACCAAGCAGACAGCUCGCAAGUCCACUGGUGGGAAGGCGCCUCGCAAGCAGCUGGCCACCAAGGCUGCUCGCAAGAGCGCUCCGGCCACCGGCGGGGUGAAGAAGCCGCACCGCUACCGGCCCGGCACCGUGGCCCUGCGCGAGAUCCGCCGCUACCAGAAGUCCACGGAGCUGCUGAUUCGCAAGCUGCCAUUCCAGCGUCUGGUCCGUGAAAUCGCGCAGGAUUUCAAGACCGACCUGCGUUUCCAGAGCUCAGCGGUGAUGGCGCUGCAGGAGGCCUGCGAGGCCUACCUGGUGGGGCUCUUUGAGGACACAAACCUGUGCGCCAUCCACGCCAAGCGGGUGACUAUCAUGCCCAAGGACAUCCAGCUCGCUCGCCGCAUUCGUGGGGAGAGGGCAUAAAUUGUCUUGUGAAUGUGUGCUAACAAAAACCCAAAGGCUCUUUUCAGAGCCAACAACCUUUUCUAUAAAAGAUGCUGUGUACUGCU